UCGGCACCGCCGGCAUCGCCGCCACCAUCGCCGCCACCGGCACCGCCACCGGCACCGCCACCGGCAUGGCCCUGCGGGCGCUGUGGCUCCUCAGGCGCGACCCCGCGGCCGGCGGCGCCGUGCUCUUCUCCAGGCGCUACCCCACGGUCGAGCUGCGUGCCGAGACCUUCAGCAGCUCCACGCACGUCCCCAUCCCCUCGCACAGCCUUAAGGCCCUGCUCUUGGAGCUGAGGCUGGUGGACGAGCACGUUUUCGUGGAGCAGCGGGACACCUGCACCAGGAUCAACACGUCCACCGCCGCCGGGGAGCUCUGGCCCGUGCUGGCCUUCUGCAAGAGCGGCCUCAUCUACGGCUGCGUCCCGCUGGUGGAGGGGACCCUGGAGCCACGGCCACCCCUCCUCACUGUCAGCGGGCUCUCACAGGGAUUGGCUCUGCUGGGCAUCAUGCACUACGUCUCUCCCAGCCGGAAAAACGAGGCUGAGCUGAGCAGCAAGGUCAGGCAGCUCCGAAAUCUGCUGAUCCAGGCCUGUCCCCUGGGCGCCCCCUAAACACCAACAUCCGCAGCCUGAGCAGCUCCUUCAAGGACAUCCAGGAGAUGCCUGCAGAUAAGGAGCAGCCAACCUGGAGAUCCCUGGAGAUCCAGCACCUACAAGGGCAAACCUCAGGUUCAUGUCGGCAUCACUGAGAAGGUCAAGUGUAUGCAGUAUGAGUGGAGGGAUGUGGUGGAUACGUGGCAAGUUUAUGGAGCUGUGAACUGGAAGUGUGACACAGAGGGAUCUGCACCAAACGUCACCCUCAGCCUGACCCUCCCAAUGAGUGCCCUGCUCCAAGACUUCGUGGUCCAUCACUGUGUGAGCUCCGUGGACCCUGCCAUGCUCAUGUCCACCAGUGCUGAGCCUCUGCAUGAUUCUGUGCACAAUGGACCUUACAAACUCCCUUUCAUUCCUCCUUCAGAUUCCUUCAACCUCUGUUACUACACUUCCCAGGUUCCUGUUCCACCAAUUUUGGGAUGUUAUCAACUCGUUGAAGAGGGAUCACAGAUAAAAAUAGUUAAUUUAAAGCUCCAUGAAAGCAUAAAGAAUUAUUUUGAGUACUGUGAAGCUCAUAUACCUUUCUUCAACAGGGGCCCCACUGCUCAGUUAGAGUACAAAGUUAGUUAUGGCCAGCUGGAUUUGUCCCGGGAGAAGAGCCUCCUGCUUUGGGUCAUUGGACAGAAGUUCCCCAAAUCUUUGGAGGUUUCCCUGACUGGAAAUGUGUCUUUUGGCACCGCAGGCAAAGAGCACCCAACUGAUUAUGUGUGCACUGGGAACACUGCUUAUGUAAAACUGUAUUUUAGGAUCCCAGACUUUACACUUACUGGAUGUUACAUAGACCAGCAUUCUGUUCAGAUUUUCGUUCCAGGGAAGCCCAAAAUUACUGCAUCCUGGGAAUUAAUUUCUUCUGAUUACUACAUCUGGAAUUCCAAAGCACCAGCACCUAUGGUGUACAAACCCUUACUUGACUAAUGUACUUGGGAAUGAUUUUUAUAUUUAAACAAAGCACAAUGUUAAUUAGAUUUAUGUCAUGAUACAGUAAAAUAAAUAUUCUUCAUCACUUUUGUUUUCUUCGUGUUCUUAAAAAUUUCUGUUGGUGGAAAAGAAGAGGUCACUUGUCUUAAAAACGUGAGUUGGGCUUAAAUUGUUGAGUUCUGGCUGACAGCCUGGAGAGGGCAAUUUGAAAUGUACUUACUGUGGCUGGUUUUACUUUCCCUUCUAACUGAUACAAAAUAAGUACCUGGUGUUACAGGUACAGACAUUGAGAUUCCCACUUACUUCACUGGUUUCCCAUUGCAGGAUGGGAAAGGUUUCAACAUCCUAUUCCUGUCCUAAAGUCACAAGAAUCUCACCAAACUCUAGAUUCAGAGAACAGUUCAAAGCAGAAGCUCUGUUAUUUUUACAAGAUGCGUACAGAAUACACACCAGUCAAUAACUACAAGGAUUUUCAAGAGGAGGAGUAUGGCAUGAGCAGCACUUCUGAAAGUGGAGGCAAUUUUACUGAAGGAAUCUUUAUUGCCUCUGCCAGCAGAAGUGGUGAGUUCCCUUGCACACAUGCCUGUGAACUGCUUGCUCUGGAAGCAGAGGUGUGAACUGGGUUUUUCAGCUCACAGGACUGGUUCUGAGGAGGCAAAAACAGCAACAUUUGCUGGAAGAUCCAGAAACCUUCACUGAGCUGCUUUUCCUGGAAAAGCAAGUGGAAAAAGUCUCAAUGUACAGAUGCAAACCUGUCAUUUUGAGAUCUGCAGAAACACUGGGAAUGGACCUUAGGAGAGUUAUCAGGAAAUGUGCAGAUUCUGAAGGGCUGGUGAGGAGGUGCCAGAACCUGGAGAGCACAAAAGCAGGGGAUGCUGAUUCCUAACAGAGCUGCUCCUGCCCUGCCUUGUGUUUCACUGUGCUCUGUGGGGUAACUCAGAUCAGGAACUGUGCAAGGAGGGAAUUUUAAGCUAUAAUCUGAAAAAUCUUUAGAUUGAUAGAGUAAUCUGUUGGGUUGGUUAAAUGUUCUAGAGGGUGGAUUCGUUCCUGUGAGAUGCUGUUGAGCUGAAAAUGCUGUGCAAACUUAGAGAACAGAGCUGUGCCCUGUCUCACACAGGUGAUGUGUCUGUUUUUUUAGCAGCAAAAGGUGAGUUUGUGAUUCUACCCAUGGCCCAGCCUGUCCCUGCUGGAGUUGUCCACAUCUGGACACCACGGUGUGAGUGGGAAGAGGAGCUCUCUGCUGGAAGAGUUUGGAGCCUGUUCUGGACACCAGGCCACGGGCUUUGGCUUCCACCUGCCCAUGAGAAAGGUGGUAGCUCUGUUCUGCACAGCAGCUCUCUGCAGGAAUGGCUUUUCUUACUCAAACACUCCCUAGUAAAUUCUGGGAAGCAAUGGCACUGCCUAAAUUCAUGGUAUCUUGGCACUUAAUAGAAGAGGAUUCUUCUAAAUCCUGAUCCUUUGCGUUUUCCUCUUGCCCGUGUCUCUGACUCUCUCAUGGCAUUCCUUUAGCUCUUUAAUAAAAUAAACAAGUUUUUAAUAGAA
Molecule: messenger RNA, 3050 nt
Organism: Lonchura striata (white-rumped munia)
Lineage: Eukaryota; Metazoa; Chordata; Aves; Passeriformes; Estrildidae
Gene: AP5M1
Product: adaptor related protein complex 5 subunit mu 1
Biological process (GO): endosomal transport
Cellular component (GO): AP-type membrane coat adaptor complex; late endosome; lysosome
Source: RefSeq, a predicted model, not a curated record